Molecule: messenger RNA, 776 nt
Organism: Linum tenue
Lineage: Eukaryota; Viridiplantae; Streptophyta; Magnoliopsida; Malpighiales; Linaceae
Source: the annotation of a GenBank genome assembly
UCAUAUAUAAACAGAUUUGGAAAGUAUUUACUAGAUUUUGAUGGUAGAAACCCAACCUGGUAUGUGAAGAUGGACUUCUUUUGCGGUUGAAUCUUUGCUACUCCUUUGUUCUUCGUUUUCUGCCUUUGCUUCUGCUUGCUGCUACUGCUACUGCUACUGCUACUCCCUUUCCUCUAUCGAUCCACUGCCCUUUUCUCCUCUCCAACUUGUUGUGUCUUUUGUGUGCUAUUUCUCCCUAUGUUUAUGGAACCAACCUCUCCUUUUCUUUAUGCGACUCUUCCCCCUCUGUUCCCUUUCUCUCCUUUGGUUGUAAGAGUGAUUUUAUACCAAGGUUUUUACUGUUCAUAUGUGUGUGUUGGCAAGUAUUUGUUGGUAGUUUUGAGGGUGGUGGCGCCUGCAGCAGCCAUUUUUGUGCCUGAAUCUGGUUUUCCUUUAACUGCUUCCUUUUUGUUGCAGGUUGCUGUGUGGUGAGUUUUGAGUGGUCCUUUGAAGAGGUGGCCGCCCUCCUACUUCUCUAGGACGGUGUCUUGUAGUUUGUUUUGGGCUUGAAGUGGUGACCAAAUUGUUAGAACAAGCUGGGCCACCAGAUCUGACUAGUGCCAACAAAGAAUGAAGUUUGCAGAUUCUGCUUUUUAUGUAUAAUGUAUAAUAAUAUAGUAAAUUUUCUUUCGAACCAACCCAUGUGUUAUUAAUCAUCAUUUAUGCUCUUAUUAUAAAAUGUAAUCGUUCUUGUAUGUUUAGACAAACAUUUGAUAAUAAAGCUUGGCUCUUUUAAU